AUGAAGGUUAUGCAGCGCCGAAUCCUGCUCGGACUCGUCGCGGUUCUGUGCGCCGCGAUCGGCGUUCAAGCCGGAUGCGAGUACCAUACGAACUGCGCCGCCUGUGUGGCCGACACAACCUGCGGAUGGUGCGGUAACGAUCCGUACUCCGCCGGCGGCUACGGCUUCACCCAACAGGGCGACCAUACCGAGGGUAACCCCUUCAGCGCGGAUGCCUACAUGGUCGGCGGCAUUGGCAAGGUUAAGCUCCUGGGCACCUCGUCCACCGCGUCGCCGGGCCAGCCCCCGCCCAACCGCGUGAUCAUCGGCCAGAACACCCGCUUCACCAAGCAGUUUCGCGGCUACUCCUCCUUCGACCAGGACGGCUACCAGAUGGGCGAGAACCCGUUCAAGAUUGUCGUCGUGGUGUCCACCGAGUACACGCUGGAAGUUGUACGCGUGUACAACGACACGUACAUGGAGGUUAAGGACCACCAGGUGAACAUCCCGGACUACAUCCCGUUCACGCUCGGCACCCCGCGCGGCCGAGGCGAGCUCUGGUACGGCCCGAGCUCCAAAGAGGUGAUCCUGCCCAACUCGCAGUCUCGCGAGCAGCUCACCAUCGUAUGCGGGAAGUCGUUCUCGGCAUCCACCGUCAACGACACGGACGCGUGCAAGUUCACCAAGGAGCUCAAGGUUGGCUACUGGCUCGUGUUGGACAAGGCCUAUCCGGUUCAGCACAGGGUGAUCACCAGCAUCAAGUCCGACUACGAGCUCACCGUGGACGCGGACUUUUCCGUCGGAUCGGCUGUCGCCACCGACACCCUCGCGCACUCGGGCACCAAACUCGCGGGCGAGAGUGAGUGGACCUGGGUCUCGUGCCCGCCCCGCAUCGGCAAGCGCGCCACCGGCAUGGGCGUGAUCGAGACCCACGCGGAUCAGACGACCGACUUCAAGGAUUCCGGCGCCAUCAAGGCUGGCCGCUCGGUCACCAGCGGCUGGCUGGGCCGAGCGUCGGGCGCGGCUACGAUGAAGCGCCACCGCAUCGUCGGCCGCGGCACCCGCUUCGAGACCCAGUUCGGCGCCGAGACGCACUGGGACAAGUUGGAGCCCGGCUCGUACUACAAGGAGGGCCCGUGGAUGUCCGUGCAGAUCAACGGCGACUGGGAGACGGUCAAGAUUGACAAGCUCGGCUCCACCGGCACCUACGCCGAGUACAUCUCCGUGCUCGAGAACUCCUUCUCUGAACCCCUGCUCAAGGCGACGCACUUCCACUGGUAUACCAUGUUAUCCAAGGGUACGGGGCGCAUCCGAUCAUACGGCAAGCGCGUGGUGUCCAACGCCUGGUCCAACGUGGAGUUCUCCACCAUGGCUGGUGAGGGCACCACCGAGGGCUACUACGGUAACACCCGCUUCCUCACGCAGCUACGCACCGGUUUCACCAUCACCGCGUGCGGGCAGACGCGCAUGGUCAACAGCAUCCAGUCCGACGUGGAGCUCACCAUCGACCGCCCCUUCACUCUCGGUAACCGCGAGUGGCUCCCCGCGACCGGUUCCAUGGCUCGCGCCGACGACAUGUACGUCCGAGGCCUCACGCGCUUGAUGCCGCUGUGGCCCCGCGGCGUCACCGUGCAGCUCAUCGUCACCUACGUCGGCGGCAGCGGCAACGUCCGCUUCAAGUACCACGUCUGGUGGAAGACGUUCAAACACACCGACGACGGCGACGGUAACUCCCAGGAUGACCUCUGCCCGACCGCCACGAUUGACGCACUGACGGAGUGCGGCAUCACCAUGCCUGUCGACUCGUGGUACCAGCUCAAGGACACGGAGCUGCAGAAGGAAUUCGGCGUCUACGUCAAGUUCAACAAGUGCGCGGUGGGCAAGGGCGGCUCCGGCACUCCCAAGAACUCCGACGACACCCAGGCGUGCAAUCAGGCGACGUUCAAGCCGCACGAUCAGUGGAAGAUUCACGUCGCUGAUAUCGAAAACUGCGAGUACUACAUCUCCACCGAGGGCGAGCGCUUCAUCACCGACGAUAACGCCAACCCGCCGGUGUGCUACAACUACGGCAAGUGCAUGCCCAUCACCACGGACGCCACCACGGUAUCCGAGGCGCAGAAGCGACCGCAGCUCACCGCACCCGGCCUCGUCAAGUACGACAAGAGCACCUACACGCUCACGUCGGAGAUUGAUCCCAACGACGGCAACCGCAACGCCAAGUUCAACUCGGACGUCGAGCCCGGAGACAUCAUCCGCAUCAUGAAGACGGGCGGUUCCGUCGACAUCCGCGUCACCGGCAUUACCUCCGACACCGAGCUGCUGUCGGAUUACCUCGACGACGUCGACACCUCGACGGCGUACAACUACAAGAUUCUCAAGUGCGCCGCCGGCCGCAUCGGCGGCGACAAGCACGACGCGAUCGACAACACCGGCGGCGCCAUGCACAUCCCCGACGAGAGCCCGCUCGCGUAUCUGCCCCACCCCGAGCACUCCUACUACCAGACCUGGUCGUACAAGUACUGCGAGAUCGACCCGGGUUGCUGCGGCUUCCGCGUGUCGUCAAUCGUGCAGCCGCAGCAGUUCGGCUACUAUCACGUCAAGCCCGAUCACUCCAACUACAACCUGAGGAUCGCGGUGCACACCGUGAACGAUAACCUCGACCUGUACACUCGCAGGGACGACGACGGCGGCGGCAGGCCCGACACCACGAACUACCACCUCACCUCCGUUCGAGAGUCCGUGCCUUGGGCCAUCGACGAGGACGAGUACGACUUUGCCUGCGUCGCGCAGACGCUCAAAAAGUCGGUCCUCGCGGGCGAAUACAUCGGCGGUGACGCCCCAACGUACGACAGCGCUCUCGCCCAGUACACCAUGCACGACAAUAAGCCCAACUGCGAGAAGUGGGUCGUCGGCGUCAUGGGCGACAACAGGUACCCGCAAACCGUGGGCGCGUCCGAGUACAGCGCGCGAUUUUACAUCGAGUUUAACUUUCCCGAUUUCGCGUGCGAGGACAGCGGCGAGCCCGCCGACGACAUCGGCGGUUUCCUCUCCGCGUCGCACAAGAAGAAGUGCAUCCAAAAUAACCUUCGCUUCGUCCGCGACGCCGACGUCGUGCUCAACAGCGCCGACUCCCCCAAGUGGGUCGUGAGGCUCACCGAGACGAAGAAGCGCCAGAACGGCCAGUACGUCAAGUGGCGCGACGCGGGCGGCGCGAGCUACCCCAACGCGCAGCGCUCCGGCGCGGUGUGGUGGCACCGGAAGGUUCACGUCUGGGACGGCUUCGAGACGAAUUUUGUCUUCCAGAUCACCGACCCGUCGCAGUGCGGCGGCGAGGACAAGAUCUGCGACGGCGGCGACGGCUUUGCCUUUGUCAUCACCAACGACGCCAGGCAGGAGAAGGUUGACUACAACUCCAACGAAGGCUGGGAUUGCACCGAUCCCAACUCGUGCUCCAUCACCGACGGCCUCAUCGGCUGCCCCGCCGACGGUCUCGGCUACGCCAACUCCAAGAAGUCCAACACCGUCAACUACUUUGGCGAGUGGCAGGAGUGCACCUUCGGCCUUCGCAAGGCGCUCGCCGUCGAGUUUGACACCUUCUACAACGUCGAGCGCCGCGACCCCAAGCAGGGUAAGCAGCACUGGUGGAUCAACGCCACGGAGUACGUCUCCUACAACGACAACCACAUCGGCGUCUUCAUGACGACGGAGCCCAAAUACGCGCAUCAGCCGUGGGGAGCGUCGCAACCCGAGCUCAAGGCGCUUCACAGCGACGACGAAAACGGAGCGCACUUUGGCUCCACCCCCUCUGUUCCCACGAUGGCGGAUUUCCAGGAGCACACCGUGAAGAUUCGCUACACUCGCGGCUUCACCACCGAGAAGCAGGGCAGUGGCAAGCUGUCCACCACCGACAUCGUCACCGCCGACGCCGACCGCCGCAGGCUCAAGGGCAACCAGCUCACCAAGUUCAAGACGGAGCUUCGCACCGGCUUUGAGUUUGGCUACGCGUCGCGCGUCAAGGCGAACGUCAAGGUGAAGCUCAACCGCGACAUCACCUGCCAGGACCCGGAGACGGACCCGCCCACCUUUGCCGCGUGCCGCCAGUCGCCCCCCGUCGCCACCACCGGUUUCGGCGACGACGGCGAGGCGACGCGCGUCAUCAAGAUUAUCGACGACGACGAGGCUAACCUCGAGGACACCGACACGUCGGGCGCAACCGCCGAGGAGGCCGAGGUUCGCAUCACGUACAUGCACGCGUUCAACCCCAAGCAGGAUACCGACGCCGACUACAACAUCAUCAAGGAGUUUCCUGGGGAGAUUCAGGUGUUCAUCGACGACAUGGAUCGGUACGUGUUCCAGGUUGCGGUCGAGGACCGGGACAUGAGCAAGAUUCUCGACACCGACGGCAACGCGUACAUCGGGUUCACGGCGUCCACGGGAUCCAAGGGUUUCGCGAAGGUUGGCUACGAUCCGGAGGAGGUGCACGAGACGCACGAUAUCCUCGCGUGGAACUACUGCAACAACCCCGGAUGCGUGCCCUACUAACAAGGCGCCGGGACGCGCGAGGCGCCACUUAAGAUUAUACACACAUCGAUGACGUAGAUGGUACAUUUGUAAAUAAAACGUCUCGUUUUUAUUGAAGC
Micromonas commoda is the source of this 4619-nucleotide messenger RNA. RefSeq lists its product with no specific name. The record is from RefSeq and is a predicted model, not a curated record. Lineage: Eukaryota; Viridiplantae; Chlorophyta; Mamiellophyceae; Mamiellales; Mamiellaceae. The coding region runs from base 1 to 4521 and encodes 1506 amino acids. The transcript is spliced from 3 exons.